Podarcis raffonei (Aeolian wall lizard) is the source of this 2983-nucleotide messenger RNA. RefSeq names its product potassium voltage-gated channel subfamily C member 1-like. Gene Ontology annotation, cellular component: neuronal cell body membrane; voltage-gated potassium channel complex; axon. The transcript has 5 exons. Gene Ontology annotation, molecular function: protein binding; delayed rectifier potassium channel activity. Bases 507 to 1817 code for a protein of 436 amino acids. Gene Ontology annotation, biological process: potassium ion transmembrane transport; protein homooligomerization. NCBI's taxonomy places the organism in Eukaryota, Metazoa, Chordata, Lepidosauria, Squamata, Lacertidae. The record is from RefSeq and is a predicted model, not a curated record.
CUGUGGGUGGCAAGGGAGUUACUGGCUUAUUUAUAAAUGGUCCACUAAAUAAUAGCUGGUUGUUGCUGAUAGGAAGGUAUGUUGGGGGAGCAGAGCGGAGGGUGUGCAUUACACACACUCAAAUAGCUUUUCUGUUGGAUUGACUGGCUUUGCUUCCUGGCAUCUGACGUCUCUAGGCUUGGAACUGGGCCCCUAGAGGCAUCGUGUUUUGCAGACAGCUCACUCAGUCCUUUUGCUGCCUGCUUAUUCUUCCCCAUUCUCUCUCUCCACCCACCACUGCAUCGGGACUGUGGAGCUUGUAGGAUUUCUGUUUGUCUCGUUUCACCUUCGUGUGGCUGGAACCGUGCAAAUUAAACAUCCAUAAGAUGCAUUCGUGCUGUAAAGAUAUUUAGCUGGUCCACCCUUUGCUGAGGAGCCACCUCAAAAACUCCCCACCACCACCACAAGGGCAAGAACCCUGAGUUCUCUGGUUGUUGCAAGAAGCCAGUUGGACCACCAUCAGACAGAUGGAGGUCUCCGCCGGAAAGGUCAUUCUGAACGUUGGAGGCAUGCGCUAUGAAACGUACCUUAGCACCCUGCAGGCUUUCCCAGGGACCAAACUGUGGAGCCUCACAGAGCCCCAGGCCAACACAAAACAUGACCAUGACCCUAGCACCCAGGAGUUCUUCUUUGAUCGGAGUGGCCGGCUGUUUGGGCAGGUGCUGAACUACUACAGCACAAAGCAACUCCAUUGCCCUGCAGGUGUCUGUGAAUCUGCCUUUGAGGAAGAGCUGGAUUUCUGGGGGCUCACAGGCACCCAGCUGGCCCCCUGUUGCUGGAGAGGGCCCCAAGAGGAGGUGCACGACAUUGGGAUUGUCGACGAGCAAGACAACGACCAGGGUCUCCUGAUCCAGGAAGAAAGAAGGAGUGGCUGUCAGUAUGCCCGGUGGCGGGCCAAAUUGUGGGAUCUCUUUGAAAAGCCCCAUUCCUCUAAACGUGCAAUGGGUUUGGCAGUUGUUUCUCUGCUGUUCACCAUCGCCAUAAUCAUCAUCCUCUGUGAGGAGUCCAAGGGGUUCAUAAAAAGCAUCACCCCAGAACAUACUAUAGAGAGCCACCACCACCAUUACUACCAUCACUUCUUUCCCUCUGCCUAUUCUUACGAAGUGGCCCCCUACCUCCUCCACCUUGAGCUUUUCUUCAUCCUCUGCUUCACGGCUGAGUUCUUCAUACGGAUCAUGUGCUGCCCAGAUUUGAAGAAAUUCCUGAAGAACCCUCUGAACAUCGCUGAUCUCCUCUCCCUGUUCCCAGUUUACAUUGAGCUGUCCUUGGCCAGACCUUCACAGGAGCCACACCCUCAGGAGUCACAUCCUCUGGUCCAGUGGCUGGGUCUGUGCCGCAUUAUUUACAUCAUCAAACUCCUGAAGGUAUUGAGGCUGGUGGAGACACCUCUGAUGCUGAGGGUGCUGCCUUGCAUGUUCAAAUCCAUCCUGAGAGAGAUACUCAUCUUCUUGUUGAUUUUUGCUUCUGAAGUCUUUUUCUUUGGCACCCUCUGCUUUUAUGGGGAGCUGCUGAGUACCAACUUUAAAAUAGGGUUUGGUGACAUUGGCGAGGCCUUCUGGUGGGCGGUCAUCACUCUGACCACUGUAGGGUAUGGAGAACUUGUCCCUGUCAGUGUCACCGGCCAAGCGAUAGCAGCUUGCACUGCACUCUGUGGUGUGCUGACCAUCGUUGUCCCAGUCCCGAUCUUUCUGUUCAGUUUCAAGGGCUGUUAUGAUGCUGCUGUGAUCAAGGAGAGGAGGAAGAGGAAAGCAAUGGAAGCAGUGACGCUGUUGUCCUGAGGACUCCUGAGCAUCACAUCCCCAGUUUUCUGUAGGAAGAGAAAAAAAGGCUUCCAAAUAGCUCCCUGGCACAUUGCAGAAGCUUUUCAAGAAAGCAUUUUAUUGAAGUAAAAAAAAAAAAUCAAUUCAACAAAAAUAAUAGAAGUACAAAAAAGCAGCACAGUAUAUUCAGGAGAGACUUAAUUGUAGGUUGGUGGGGUAUUUAAGACCACCACCAGUUUCAUGUUGCCCUGAGGAGAGGCAGUCCUGUGUGUCUGUAUUUUUUGUACAUAAGAUAAAAUCCCACCCAACAGCCCACGAUUUUUCUGGGUCCUCCAAGCCUUUGGCAACACGUGAUUUAUCAGUUUUUGCAGCUAGUGAUAAAUUCCACAUAUUUUUAUACCAAAGUGAAAGUCUCAAGCUUUGCAACUUUUUCCAUUUGGAGGCAAUUGAGGUUCUGGCAGCUGCCAGCAUCCAUGUCAAAAGUCUACAAGAGCUGGUUUUUUUCUGCUGAUCAUCCCAUAGUUGUAGUAAAUUUAUACCACUUAACAUAUGAAAAAUAUCUCUACGUGGCAUACAAAAACCAAAAGAGCAAUAGACAACUUAAACAAAAUAUUACAAAAAUACAGUUACAUAUAAAAAUGCUAAUUAACUAAUACAAAGUUACUACUAUAUAUAAAAAUCAUAUAUAAAUCAAUAUCAAUUUAUUUUCCUUCUGACACAUGCCUGAUAUUUGGAAUUUGGUUAAGAUUAAAAUAUAAAGCAAUGUACUUUUUUAAAGCUUCAUUUUUUCAGGAAAAGGUAAUUAUAUGAUUUAUCUCAAUAUGUUUUAUAGGACUUAAAAGUUACAUCAAAAUGACAUUUGAUCAAGCUAGAAAUUUUUACAUUAAUUGGCAAUUAAUUUCAGAACAUGAGAGAGGUGCUUAACCUAUGUAAUGAAAUAGAACAUAUUUACAUGGUUAGGUGUGUUUCAAAACUUUAUAAAAAGGUAAGCUGCUGUUACUGGAAUUUGGAGUUUUCUUGUGGAAAAUUCACCACUUUGCCUGCUUAUAGAGCUCUGGUAAGGCAAAAUUGUGCAUGUUAUACAUUUUGCUCAUUUUCUAUGUUUUUGUAUCAACUCCAUGAUUAAUCUUACAUUCUGCAACAGGAUUAAGAUUUUGCUAGUAAAGAAAAAUACUUUUAAACUG